GCUGGUGCGGCGAGGCGAAUUCACACAAGCAACCAUCAGUUUGUUAGAGGGAAAAAGACGCAGCGAAUUUUAGUUUAUAUUGUUUUUUUGUUCCGAGCAGAAGUAGCGUCAAAUAUGUUGUGCAAGCGAUGUUGUUUGAACUGAAAUCACUUUGAAUGAGAAAAUAAAAACAAACAUUUGCCGUCACUUCAUUUCAUUUUUACUGUUUGCAUUUUUCUAUUGUUCGAAUCGAAAUUCGGAUUUUUUGUUUGUAUUAUGAGAGUUUAGGCAAAAAUGAGUGCAUUCCUAAAGUAUAUUGAUGUGGAAAAUUUUAAAUCGUACAAGGGUUUUGUUUCGAUUGGCCCAUUAAAACGAUUUACAGCAGUCAUCGGACCAAAUGGAUCCGGCAAAUCGAAUUUCAUGGAUGCCAUCAGUUUUGUGAUGGGAGAAAAGACCAACUGUUUGCGAGUGAAGCGGCUUAGUGAAUUGAUUCAUGGUGCUGCAAUUGGACGACCCGUUUCCAAUCGGUGCUUUGUUACGGCCAAAUUUGAAUUGCCCGACGGUACAAAAAUCGAUUUUCAGCGAUCGGUUAUCGGUUCAUCUGCCGAUUACAAAAUUAAUGGCAAGGGUGUGCAAAGUGCCACAUAUUUGGAAGAGUUGGAAAAAUUGGGCAUCAAUGUGAAGGCAAAGAAUUUCCUUGUGUUUCAAGGCGCUGUCGAAAGCAUUGCCAUGAAAAAUGCCAAAGAACGAACGGCACUGUUUGAAGAGAUAAGCGGAUCUGGAUUGCUCAAAGAUGAAUACAAUCGAUUGAAAUAUGAGAUGCAACAAGCAGAAGAAGAGACACAGUAUACAUACCAGAAAAAGCGUGGUGUUGCCGCCGAACGUAAAGAAGCUAAGGCUGAAAAACAAGAAGCUGAUCGAUAUGCACGUCUUAAAGAAGAAGUUGCCGAAAAGCAAAUCCAGUGUCAAUUGUUUCGAUUGUAUUAUAUCGAGAAAGAUAUUCAACGAUUGAUGAACGAAAUCAAAGAGAAGCAAGAAGAAUUGGUUGGCGUUGAAAAGAACAAGGAACAAGCCGAUGAGGUGCUCAAAGAAAAGAAAAAGGAAGCUGGCAAAGCUUCACGUGCAUUGGCCGAGCUGGAGCAGAAAAUUCGUGUUGUUGAAGCUGAAAUGAGUAAAAAGCAUCCGAUGUUCAUCAAAGCUAAAGAAAAGGUGGCACAUUCACAGAAAAAGUUGACGACGGCCCAGAAAAAUCUGGAGCAAGCCAAGAAGGCCGAUGAGGCGCAUCAGGGUGACAUUCAAAAGCUAGAGCAACAAUUGAUAGAGGUGCAGAAUGCAAAACGUGAUUUCGAACAAGAGAUUGCCAAUGAAUCGCAGCGUCGUGGCACGAGCGUUGUGUCAGAACAGGUUCACGUCGAAGAAUAUGAUCGAUUGAAGCAAAAAGCCGAAGCAACGGCUGCAAAAUUUGUGAGCGAUUUGGAAUCGAUAAAUCGUGAGCAGAAAUCCGACCAAGAUUUGCUUGACAAUGAAACGAAUAAGAAGGAACAAAUCGAAGGUCAAUUGGAAAAGUGCCGCUUGGAAAAAGAAGAAGUGCAGAAGCGAAUGGAAAAACUAUUUGACCAUAUUCGAUCAAGCGAACAGGCACUACAAGAUCAAAAUCGUAUCAAAGAUGAACUGAAGAACGAUGUCGGCUCAUCGAAGGAACGCAUUGCCGAACUACAGAAAGAAUUGGAUAUGGUGCGAGAUCAAUUGGGUGAUGCAAAAGGUGACAAACACGAAGACGCUCGUCGCAAAAAGAAACAAGAGGUUGUCGAACUCUUCAAACGAGAGGUUCCCGGCGUGUAUGAUCGAAUGAUUAACAUGUGUCAGCCAACGCACAAGCGGUACAAUGUGGCCGUUACAAAAGUGUUGGGCAAAUACAUGGAAGCCAUCAUCGUUGACACGGAGAAAACCGCUCGACGAUGCAUUCAAAUCUUGAAGGAACAGCGAUUGGAAGUCGAAACAUUCUUACCGCUUGAUUACUUACAAGCAAAACCGUUGAAACAACGUUUGCGUGACAUUAAAGAGCCAAAACAAGUGAAACUGGUGUACGAUGUUCUGAAAUUCGAUCCGCCCGAAAUCGAAAAGGCCGUCCUAUUCGCUACAAACAAUGCAUUGGUCUGCGAAACGCCGGAAGAUGCCAUGAAAGUGGCCUAUGAAAUUGAUCGCAGUCGUUAUGAUGCUCUCGCCUUGGACGGAACAUUCUAUCAAAAAUCGGGUAUCAUCUCCGGUGGUAGCCAUGAUUUGGCGCGCAAAGCCAAGCGAUGGGAUGAAAAGCACAUGGCUCAGUUGAAAUCACAGAAAGAGAAAUUGGCCGAAGAUUUGAAAGAAUUGGUAAAGAAAUCUCGCAAAGGAAGUGAAUUGGCUACAGUUGAAAGUCAGAUCAAAGGAUUGGAAAACCGUUUGAAGUACAGCCAAAAAGAUUUGGAAUCAUCAAAGAAAGCCAUUCAAAAUUAUGAAAAGAAUCUGAAAGAUUUGGAAAAUGAAUUGAAUGCCAUUAGCCCGUUGAUCGGGACCAUUGAACGACGUAUGGCGCAGCGGAACCAAACCAUUGAAGAAAUCAAGCAGAAAAUGAACACAGUCGAAGAUAGAGUGUACGCGGAUUUCUGUAAGAAAAUCGGUGUGGCCAACAUUCGACAGUUCGAAGAGCGUGAAUUAGUGCAACAACAGGAUCGUGCAAAGAAGCAGGCUAAGUUCGAUCAGCAAAUUGAUGGCAUCACAUCUACAUUGGAUUUUGAACGAACAAAAGAUACUCAAGUUAACGUUCAACGAUGGGAGCGUGUAAUUUCGGACGAAGAAGAUGCAUUCGAGAAAUGCAAACAAAAUGAAGAGAAACAACGUGCGGCCAUCGAUGCCGAUAAGGCUCAGAUCGAACUACACAAGACCGAAAAGAAUGAAAAGAAGAAGGAAGUCGACAAUUUGGAGAAAGAAGUGAACAAGGCACGCCAUGAUGUCGCCACAUUAGCCAAAGAAAUUCACAACAUCAACUAUCAGAUUUCAUCGAUCGACACUAAAGUGGAGACAAAGAAGAAUGAACGUCACAACAUUUUGAUUCAGAGCAAGAUGGACGAUAUAAUGAUUCCAAUGAUAAAUGGCAACUUGAAUGACAUUGAUCAAGGUGGUGAUGAUCAGAGUGAUUCGAUGGUUGUUGGAAAUCAAGCCGCUUUGGCUCGUGAGAGUUUGCUCCAAAUUGACUACAAAAAAUUGCCCCGAAAUGUACUGGAAUUGAACAGUAAUGAAGCGAUAAAAAAGAUGAAUGACACGCUACAGAAGGAGUUACAAUCGAAGCAAGACACAUUGGAGCGUAUUCAAACGCCAAAUUUAAAAGCGAUGCAAAAGUUGGAGAGUGUGUCCGAGAAGAUUGUUGCGACCAAUGAAGAGUUCGAGAAUGCCCGUCGUAAGGCGAAAAAAGCGAAGGCCGCAUUCGAAAAGGUGAAGAAUCAGCGUUAUGAGAAAUUCAAAGCGUGUUGCGAUCACAUCACCGAAGAAAUCGAUGGCAUCUACAAAUCACUGGCUCGUAACGAAGCUGCUCAAGCAUAUUUAGGACCUGACAAUCCAGAAGAACCAUACCUUGAAGGUAUCAACUACAAUUGCGUUGCGCCAGGAAAACGUUUCCAACCGAUGUCCAAUUUGAGUGGUGGUGAAAAAACAAUUGCCGCUUUGGCACUGCUAUUCGCCAUUCACAGCUAUCAACCGGCACCAUUUUUUGUGCUUGACGAAAUCGAUGCCGCCUUGGACAACACCAAUAUCGGAAAAGUUGCUUCGUACAUUGUCGAAAAGACCACCAAUCUACAAACAAUCGUCAUUUCACUCAAGGAAGAAUUCUACGGCCAUUCUGAUGCACUCGUCGGAAUUACACCAGACCCUGGCGAUUGUUUGAUCUCAAGAGUCUAUACAUAUGAUUUAACACAAUUUGAGGACACCCUCACAUAGAAAGGCAAUUGCAAACGCCGAUUAAGCAUAAACAUUUUAUGACAACAAUCAACUGUAUUUGUAUUGAAAAUAAAAUCUUCAGAAUAAAUCUCUAUAAAUGUGCGGCAAA
Sitodiplosis mosellana (orange wheat blossom midge) is the source of this 4057-nucleotide messenger RNA. It is a transcript of the gene SMC1, whose product is annotated as structural maintenance of chromosomes protein 1A. NCBI's taxonomy places the organism in Eukaryota, Metazoa, Arthropoda, Insecta, Diptera, Cecidomyiidae. Gene Ontology annotation, cellular component: nucleus; cohesin complex; chromosome. Bases 274 to 3948 code for a protein of 1224 amino acids. The record is from RefSeq and is a predicted model, not a curated record. The transcript has 13 exons. Gene Ontology annotation, molecular function: DNA binding; ATP binding; ATP hydrolysis activity. Gene Ontology annotation, biological process: sister chromatid cohesion.